Messenger RNA from Cajanus cajan (pigeon pea), 2554 nucleotides. Its product is annotated as PPR superfamily protein. Gene Ontology annotation, molecular function: RNA binding; protein binding. Gene Ontology annotation, biological process: RNA modification. The record is from RefSeq and is a predicted model, not a curated record. NCBI's taxonomy places the organism in Eukaryota, Viridiplantae, Streptophyta, Magnoliopsida, Fabales, Fabaceae.
AACAGCCCGUUCUGGGUUCGUCUGGAAGCGAAAAUAGGCUACCAUAAUCGAUUAUGCAAGUCACAUAAUCGAUUAUGGGCUUAUAUAAUCGAUUAUUCAACAUAAUCGAUUAUGCUCCAACAUAAUCGAUUAUGUGGCAUGCAUAAUCGAUUAUGCUUCAACAUAGUCGAUUAUGUAGGUUGCAUAAUCGAUUAUGCUUGGUUCCUCUGCAUGCAUGGGGCAGGGACAUUUCUGAUUUUUCACAAAUUGUACGUGUCUUUCAUCUCUUUUCUUCGCUUUUGUGCGAGGACAGCAACAGUGCUUCUCUCCCUUUUCUUCGCCUUUCUUUCGUUGCAAAUCACUGAAAACAAACAUCUAUUUUCUUCGCCUUUCAUUACUCGUAAACUGUAAAUCACCGGAAAUAAACACUACCUAAGAGUUAGUGGUUUAUUCAAUUUGAACCUAUAAUCUACUUCCAUUGCAAAGUGCACAUUGCGAAAGACUCGUGUAAUAGGGGUGAAUGAUGAUCGUUUCCUUAAUUCAAACUGAAAACUUGCGGGCCCCUUCACAAAAGUCUCAGUCCCAAUGCUGAACCUGUGGUGUCGGAUGCAAAAGCCUCAACUCCACUCCUUCAUCAGACCCAUCACAACUCUUACACCUCCACACGCUAACACCACCCACUCUGUCUUCUUCGACAACCGCCAAAUCCACGCUUUCAUAAAAAGCAGGAACCUCAACGCUGCACUUGCACUGUUCCGCAGCAUGCCACUGCGAGAUACCGUCACCUACAACUUGAUCAUUUCCGGGUUCCACAAGCAACCCAAUCAUGCUCUUCGUUUCUACGCCGAAAUGGGUUUGCUUGGGAUAAGGGAAAGCUCGAUCACGCUCUCCUCUCUAGUAGUGGUUUGCACCAAUGAUGGGUUUUUAAGAGAGGGUGUUCAGGUGCAUUGCAGAGUGGUCAAGCUCGGGUUUUUAUGCAACGUGUUCGUUGGCGGUGCGCUUGUUGGGUUUUACUCGCACGUGGGGCUAAGGGGGGUGGCACUGGAAUUGUUUGAUGAGUUGCCAGAGCGAAAUUUGGCUGUGUGGAACGUGAUGCUACGUGGGUUGUGUGAACUGGGUCGUGCUGAAGUUGAGGACUUGUUGGGGUUUUACUCUCGGAUGUGUUUUGAAGGUGUGAAGCCAAAUGGGGUUACGUUUUGUUAUUUGCUUAGGGGGUGUGGUAAUCAGAGACGGUUGCAUGAAGGGAAGAGGAUUCAAGGGUGUGUUUUGAAGCUGGGUUUGGUGGAAUCAAAUGUAUUUGUUGCUAAUGCUUUGGUGGAUUUUUACUCUGCUUGUGGCUGUUUGGUUGGUGCAAGGAAGUGCUUUGAGGACAUAGGAAAUGAGGAUGUUAUUUCGUGGAACUCGCUGGUUUCUGUUUAUGCGGAGAACGAUUUGUUGUGUGAUGCUUUGGAGGUGUUUAGUGUUAUGCAGCUGUGGGGGCAAAGGCCCUCGGUUCGUUCUUUGGUGGGUUUGUUGAAUUUGUGCAGUAGAAAUGGAGAGCUUUGUUUGGGGAAGCAGGUUCAUUGUCGUGUGAUGAAGUUGGGUUUUGAUGAAGUGAGUGUGCAUAUUCAGUCUUCUUUGAUUGAUAUGUAUGGAAAGUGCAGGGACAUUGAGAAUUCUGUUGCUGUUUUUGAAUGCCUUCCCAAGAGAACUUUGGAGUGUUUCAACUCAUUGAUGACCUCUUUGUCUCAUUGUGAUGCGGUUGAUGAUGUGGUUGAAUUGUUUGGUUUGAUGAUUGAUGAGGGUCUUCUGCCGGAUGAAGUAACCUUAUCAACAACACUGAAGGCUGUGUCAGUGUCUGCUUCAGCAAGCUUCAUGAGUUCCCAGUUACUGCAUUGUUAUGCAUUAAAGUCUGGACUUGGAGGAGAUGCUGCAGUUGCAUGCUCCCUCAUGGAUGCAUAUUCAAGAUGCGGGCACGUGGAACUUUCUCAUCAAAUUUUCUUGAGACUUCCUUCUCCCAAUGCUAUUUGCUUGACAUCCAUGAUCAAAGCAUAUGCCCAAAAUGGAAUGGGGAAAGAGGGAAUUGCGGUGCUUGAAGCUAUGAUCGAGAGGGGACUAAAGCCAGAUGCAGUUACCUUCUUAUGUGCAUUAACGGGUUGUAACCACACAGGAUUAGUUGAGGAAGGAAGAACAGUCUUUGACUCCAUGAAAUCUAUUCAUGGGGUCGAUCCAGAUUGCCGCCAUUUUUCUUGCAUGGUGGAUCUUUUAUGCCGUGCAGGACUUCUACAUGAAGCUGAAGAGUUUCUACUUCAGGCACCAGGAAAAGGAGACUGUUUUAUGUGGAGCUCUUUGCUAAGAAGUUGCAGGGUCCACAAGAAUGAAGAGGUUGGAACAAGAGCAGCACAAGUGUUAGUUGAGCUAGAUCCGCAUGAUCCCGCAGUGUGGUUGCAAGCUUCAAAUUUUUAUGCUGAAAUUGGAAAUUUUGAUGCAUCAAGGCAAAUCAGAGAGGUUGCUCUAGCAAGGAAGAUGACUAGGGAGAUUGGUCAUAGUUUAAUUGAGAUAAGACAGUGACUGGGGAAAAUAGAGUUCCUGAAUU